AGAGGAGAAAGAUAGAGAGUAGGGGCAAUGGCAGGAGAGGCGGAAGCAAGCAGCAAGAUCCUCAUCUUUGGCGGCACCGGAUACAUUGGCAAACACAUGGCGAGGGCGAGUGUCUCUUUAGGCCAUCCAACUUACAUUUACGUCCGCCCCGCCGCCGCACCCCGGACCCGACCUUCGAACCUCGACCUCCAUCGCGAGUUCCGCUCAGUCGGCGUCCGUAUCAUCGAAGGAGAGCUAGAGGAGCAUGAGAAGCUUGUGGCAGCACUGAAGCAGGUGGACAUAGUCAUCUCCGCUCUUGCGUGCCCUCAAGUACCUGACCAGCUGAAGAUCAUCCACGCCAUUGUCGCCGCCGGCAACAUCAAGAGGUUUGUGCCAUCUGAUUUCGGAUGUGAGGAAGACAAAAUAACUCCACUCCCUCCAUUCCAAGAAUUAUUGGAGAAGAAGAGGAAGAUCAGGAGGGUCACCGAGGCUGCAGGCAUUCCCUUCACCUUUGUCACGGCGAACUGCUUCGCUGCAUACUUCGUCAAUGUCGUCCUUCAUCCCCACGACCCCCAGGAUGAAAUUGUCGUCUAUGGCAAUGGUGAAGCCAACGCCGUGCUUAAUUACGAGGAAGACAUAGGGAGGUACACGAUCAAGGUGGCAAAUGAUCCGAGAGCGUGCAACCGGGUCGUCACUUAUCGCCCCGAACUGAACAUAAUUUCUCAGCACGAGCUGAUUUCGCUGUGGGAGAAGAAAACGGGUCAUAGCUUCAAGAAAGUCUAUGUGCCCGAGGAAGAUCUGGUGAAGCUCUCUCAAACUCUGCCACCUCCAGAAAACAUACCCGUCUCCAUACUUCACUCGAUAUUCGUCAAGGGAGAUCUGGUGAGCUACGAGAUAAGCGAAGAUGACCUUGAGGCUUCAAGAUUAUACCCGGAAAUGCAGUACACCACCAUUGAUCAGCUCCUCGACAUCUUCCUCACAGAUCCUCCAGAGCCAGCUAGGGCUGCUUUUGAAUGAGAUGAUUCCAUUAAGGUUGAACUUUAGCAGUUCAGCAGUAGUAUAAUGUGCCGAAUUACAACCAAACAUUACAUCGCUUUGGUGAGUUUGAAUGACUGAGUUGAAAUCCUAUAAACUGUUUCUUCUCUUUCC
Messenger RNA from Syzygium oleosum, 1128 nucleotides. Its product is annotated as eugenol synthase 1-like. NCBI's taxonomy places the organism in Eukaryota, Viridiplantae, Streptophyta, Magnoliopsida, Myrtales, Myrtaceae. The transcript has 5 exons. The record is from RefSeq and is a predicted model, not a curated record. The coding region runs from base 28 to 996 and encodes 322 amino acids. Gene Ontology annotation, molecular function: oxidoreductase activity.